UCAAUUUAUCAAAAUAGUAGGAUACUUUCGACCUUUAGCCUUUAGCUGCUGUAGUUUUUCACUACUCAGCAUUAGUACAUUCAAAAUGUGGAAAGUUUUCCUUAUCUUCGUCCUGGCUAGCUUCCCACUGCUGUGCUGUACUGAUCUUAGAGGCCUGUUUGGAUUGACUUACUUUUAAUUGCUUUUAGGUUAGUGGGAUUAGUGUCCAAACUGUGAAAAAUUGCAUCUGUUUGGGAAAUUUUUAGCUGUUAUUCGCAAUUGAGGUACUGGUUAAGAACACUUUACAAUGGGAGAAGAAGAAAGGAGGAAUAUAUAUCAUCAACUUUCAAAAUGGGAAGUCUCAAAAGAAGAUUUGUUGCAUAUGUUACGAUAUAAUACCAACAAAUUGUUGCCUAAGAAGUUGGGAAUUUUUGAUCUGCGAAAAAUUUGUGUUAGCUCCCACGGGAUGACCUAUGGAGCAAUGGAGAGUGCCUGUUUUACUUGCAAAGGACUACUUGUCGAUGAAGGUGAUUCUUACUUCUGUAGCAGAUCAGGAACGAACGAACGUAUAUGUCGUAAAGAUAUGAUUCAUUAUGUAAAGGUUUCAGAGAAUCCUUGGCAAAUUCCAGAUACAGUACAAAACAUUUCAUUGAGAAAGUGGCAUAGGCAAGGGGGGAAUCUGAUUCUAGAGUUUAAUCAAGCCAUGAUCGAUCAAAGAAACUUUGUGAUAGAUAAAAUAAAGACACAUACGAUGAUGGACAAUGAAACAGAGCUGUAUAUAGAUGUUGAAGUUGUAUACAGUUAUUUUCUGGUCAAUACACCUGAUUUUUCAGAUAAAAAGUUCUCCAUUUGUCAAGUGUUAAAAAGUGCAGCAAACGUCACGUUUAAAUCUGAGGAGGAGGAAUUUUAUUUGAAAUUAGAUGAGAAUAUUUAUGCAAAACCUGUGCACUGUAUUCGACGCAUGAAGAAAAAAGAAGCAAUUGAAGAGUUUGAAACAAAAUUCCUCUACAACACCCACAUUGGGUGGGAGGAAUGGUGUAGUGGAGACAUCGAAUAUUCAUUCACUACUCAGAUGUUACCAUUGAGGAUUGUGAGUAGAUUACUUAAGAGGCAACCUGAAUGACUUAACAGAUCAGGAGAUUGAUGAUGUGUUAUCCUGGAGAAAUUGAAUGAUAAAUCCCUCGAUCUCCUCAUUAGCCUUUCUUCUGUUAAACUGUGAACCGUGGAAUGCUUCAUGUGGAGAGAACUCAGAAGCAGGGGUCUAUGUUUAGUCACUUUUCUUUCUGAUAGACAUCAUGAAGCAAGUUACUUACAUGUCUCUAGAUAAGUUGACUUCUCUUUGCUUUCUAAAUGAAUCAAAAAAAAAGUAUAUAGGAUGCCGAAGCUGAUGAACCUUUCCAUAUUGACGUUGUGGCUUUCUUUUGCUUGUACACACCUUGAUUAUUUCUCUAAAUAUGAAAUCCAGUGGCUUCAUACAUUGGUUCUAUUUUACAUGCACUUUUUGCAUGUAACUUUCUUUGUGGACCAAAAGAAUCAUUUUUUAAUUUAAGCUGGUGUAAAUUUUUAAGUUUAGAUUGUCUAUCGUCAUAUUGGCUUCCAGCGAUCAUUUGAUGCUUCUAGACUGCUACUUUGUUACCCGUUGUAGUGUUAUGUUUUACUUCCUCUAGUCAUGCAGUCAUUAACUCAUCCAACACUAAAUAGUUUUUUCUGGAAGACACUUUUAGAUUACCUGCAGUCUGAUUGUAGUUCCCGUCAGCUUAUAUUUUCAAACUAUUGAUCUCAGAUUGUUGCAAAUAUUGCUAAAGUGAUUCCUAAUAAAAACGUCAUCCACGUCAUCCUUCACCUUCCCUUUCCCUUCGCCAUUACCUUCUCCGUCUUUACCCUUACCUUUGCCACCACCUUUUCCGUUAUCGGCACCUUUCUCUUUUUUCUCUCCGCCUUCCUUCUUAGGCGGGACAAGUUCAACUUCCUUCUUCAAGUGCUUCUUCAACAUCUCUGCUAACGCCUUCAUGUCCAUUGACCCAGUAACAGUCACCAAAUCCUUGUCUACUUUCAUCUCCUUGUGCCCUGCACAAUCACACCAUCAAGGAUCAAUUUUCCAUCAUACCAUUCACAAAAGUAUACUUUACUUUCCUUUUUAAUCCGCCUCAUUUCAACUUUUCACGAUUCAAACAUUUUCUUUAUUCUCCAUACUACGUGUCUAAGUCAAAACUAACAAACAAAAUUGAAACGGAUUCUGAUACCUUUGAAUUUGGUGACAAUUUGUAGAUUUUCUGGAUACAUCCUUGACAAUGGAGAUGCAACUUCAACACUACGGUGGUAAUCGGAGGCUGUUAAACAAAUUGCGAAAGACAAAUGGAAUGGCAUUCAGACUCUCAAGAUGAACUGCUUAGCUUUGUUUUACUUUUGAUGUAAACAGGAUAUAUUUGUGCAAACUGAAGACAUUUGAUGUCCUAGACUACUUAUUAAGAAUAGAGAACGAAGGACUGAUGUAGUAUGUAAUACUUUUGAAAGUGGAUGUAGGACUAAUGGUUACCAUCCUCAAAAAAAAUUUAUGUAAGAUAUAUCUUAUUUUCCUUCCAA
This is a messenger RNA of Capsicum annuum, 2562 nucleotides long. RefSeq lists its product as uncharacterized. The coding region runs from base 287 to 1102 and encodes 271 amino acids. The record is from RefSeq and is a predicted model, not a curated record. The transcript is spliced from 5 exons. NCBI's taxonomy places the organism in Eukaryota, Viridiplantae, Streptophyta, Magnoliopsida, Solanales, Solanaceae.